Messenger RNA from Cyphomyrmex costatus, 422 nucleotides. RefSeq names its product thioredoxin domain-containing protein 17. The record is from RefSeq and is a predicted model, not a curated record. Lineage: Eukaryota; Metazoa; Arthropoda; Insecta; Hymenoptera; Formicidae. Gene Ontology annotation, molecular function: protein-disulfide reductase [NAD(P)H] activity. Gene Ontology annotation, cellular component: cytosol. Bases 27 to 422 code for a protein of 131 amino acids. The transcript is spliced from 3 exons.
GUCUUCUUCGCUCGUAUUUGCCAAAAAUGGUCCCAUCGAUUGAACGUCGAUACGUGCAAGGAUACGAGAAGUUUCUUGAAGUUACGAGUUCAGCAGAUCCACAACAGCCUAAUUACGUUCUGUUCACCGGUACAAAGCUGUCGGACACCGGCAAGAGUUGGUGUCCAGAUUGCGUGGAAGCUGAACCAUUUAUUGAAGCUGGUUUCGCAGAUGCACCUCAGGGUACAGUAUUACUGACAGUGGAGGUCGGGGACAGGGCAUUCUGGAAAGAUCCAAAUUGUCCAUUCAGGACAGAUCGUUAUACCAGGUUGAAGGUCUUGCCGACUUUAGUUAAAUGGAGGACUGAGAAACGUUUAGAGGGUGAUCAAUUACUGAAUCCUGAGCUUAUCGAAAUGUUACUGUCAGAUGUAGAUGUAGACUAA